Messenger RNA from Electrophorus electricus (electric eel), 3262 nucleotides. It is a transcript of the gene sec22c, whose product is annotated as SEC22 homolog C, vesicle trafficking protein. NCBI's taxonomy places the organism in Eukaryota, Metazoa, Chordata, Actinopteri, Gymnotiformes, Gymnotidae. The record is from RefSeq and is a predicted model, not a curated record. Gene Ontology annotation, biological process: endoplasmic reticulum to Golgi vesicle-mediated transport.
CUGUAAAGAAAACAAUGCACUUUCCUUUAAUUGUUAAGAGUUAAGGGCUUUUAUUUUAACAUGCGGAAGUUGCCCGGUUACGUUGUUCAUGUUUUUGUCGUUCGCUACAAUGCAGAGAUAAAUACAAAAAGCUUUUCACUGUUGACAAUAAAUAACUAGAUUACUAAUAUGUUCCGGUUCUCGCGAUGCUGAAGAUACACCAUAAUAUAUUCCCCAGCAUUUCGCCAGUAUCAUAUAAAAAAGAGUUAAAUCGAGAAAGUAUGAGGAUGCACCUCCCGAAAGGAGCAUGUCACUGAUCCUGUUUGCCUUUGUGGUUCGGGUCAGGGAUGGGCUUCCUCUUACUGCGUCCACAGACUUCCAGCACAGUAAAGAGCUACAGGAAAGGAAGCAGCAGCUGAAAGUCUUUUCAAAGUCACUGAACACAUUCCCAGAGAGAGGGACCAUCAAGGGCCAUGAGCUCCAUAUUCACUUCUUCUUAUCUGAGGGUGUGGCCUACUGGACCGUGUGUGCAUGCAGCCUGCCGUCUGCCAUUGCCUUCUGCUUCCUGGAAGACCUCCGCUGGGAAUUCACAGCAAGCUUCGACAACUCAGUGGUCACUUUGGCAACCCGGCCAUACCCGUUCCUGGAGUUUGACAGUGUCAUUCAAAAACUGCAACAGCAGUACAACCAGAGCGGGGGUCCAUCUCUGGGGGUCACCCUGGCUGAGGUGCAGGAGGAGCUGAAGCUGAACCCUCCGCAAGUCCUUACCAUGGAAGAUGUGCAGCUCACCAACGGAUCUGCCAACGGUCACGCCAAGUUGGCAGCUGCAUCAGGUCAGAGUCAAAGGCUGGAGCCAGUCUCAGCUCCUGGUAUCCUUUCCCUGGUUCUCAAUAUCAUGUGUGCUGCCCUCAAUCUCAUCCGGGGCGUUCACCUCAUUGAGUACACCUUCCAGGAUGAUUAUGAUGGAUUGUGGAAUGUUAUGGCAUUUCUUUUGGCUUUUGUAUGCUGUAUUUGCCAGGAACGCCUGGCAGCUGGCCUUCCACGUGUCCGUGGCCUGCCUCUCCACACUACUCUGCCUUCAGCGCAGGCUGCUAGAGAGGUCCCUGGACUGCGGCGUGUGAGUCUCCCCCAGAGCAACUUCUGGAACAGACGCAAGCAGGGAGUGAUUUAUUGUGUCCCCAGCUCUGAGGCUGAAGGACUGCAGUCAACGUCCCUGCUCAGACAGACCUCAUAUUCAACUCAUCAGAUAACUACCAGGGUUAGUAGGAAUGUCAGGAUCGGAAAAUCUCCCAACUGUGCUGCAUUCUGGCCCUCUGAGACCACAGCUGGGCCCCGCAGAAUUAGGCUGACAUUUUAAAAGUUGACAUCCUUUCUGUGCUCACUCUAAGGCAGACACAGAGCCUGUCCUCCAGUAACACAUGUAGUACUUCAGAAGUGCUCCAUUGCUUGUCUUUAAAUAGUUUAAUCCAUGGAACUGCCAUGGUGAAACACUAUUUGUUUUCUCUGAAAGGUUUGUACCAAAAAUAUAGCCAGAUGAUGCUUGUGGGAUUCAUUCAUAUUUAAUAAUGAAUACAUUUAUUCAGUAACACUUGAUCACACACACAGAACCAUAUUUUUAUUCAGUGUUGAAAAUAUUUAAAGAUUCAAUCAGCUUCAAGUUUUGCUAUAAUGUAGGACUAUGUUUAUUCAGCCUAUUUGCUCAAAUGUUCUCAGAUUUUACAGUUUGUAUGUAUGGGUAUGGCUGUGACUCACAUGUCAAGGUUUUUUCUUAUAGAUCUGUGGGUAUUAAACAAGUUCAUAAGCUAUGCUGACCAAAUGAAUGACAUUUAUGAUAGUUGCCAUAAGUGUAAUGAAAUAUCAGAUUUUGCUAUGAGAUAGAAUAGGAUCUUUACAGUUGCUUCAUACGCAAAGGUUUGUUUAAGUAUUGUAUCAAGCACUAUUUUAUCAUGAUUUGUGAAUUAAAUGAUUUGUGAAAAAACUGGUCUUUAUUUUGCUUUAGAGGAUGAAAAAACAACAGAGGACAGUCAAAAACUGAAGUAAACAAGCUUUUGUAAAUAAUGUAACUAAAAUUGUAAUCUUUUUUCUAUGUAAAGUGUGAAUUUUUAAAUUAUUACAUUUUUUAAUUAUUAAAAGUGCAGUAAGUUGUGUUCACUGUACAUCUUGUAAAUCAGGGAUAUUGACUGUUCAAUACUGUUUAGCUUCGGUAAUUUGAACACAACAAUUGUUUAAUAAAAAAAAUCCAUUUAAUUAUACAGAGUUGGUUAAAUGUAAAAAUUGCUGUAAUGACAAUUUGAGGUCCAACUCAGAGGACUGAUUCGUCUAAGUAAAAACAUGUACCGACUCUUCUAGUUCUGACAAAGCUGUUGACAGAUUGCUGCGAUGGAUUAGUUUAGUGUUGCCUUUCUUGGCAUUAAUGAGUAGUACACAGUGCAAGACCCUGCUUGGUUGUGACAUUUGCAUCUGAACUCUAGGAGGCACUAUGAUUUGAACUAUAAUUUCACUCUGAAACUACGUCAACAGAUCGACAUCACACCACAUCACAGUUUCCAGGGUUAUAUCAUUUUAGGAUUGCAUUUUGUAUGAUGCUUUGUAUUUUCCUUUAUGUUACUUUGGAAGAAUGAUAAAUAACCUUAUUGUCAGACAGUAAGUAGAACCUGUGGUUACAUAUUUAAAGCCACAGGGGCCAAAAAAGUGGUGAGGUUUAUGCCCACUGAAUAAUGGCAUAAUGGGAAAGAAUUUAUCUGAAAUUAACAGCAGAAAUCCUCUUGAACUUUUUCAAAUUUUAGACAAGAAAAAAAAUCUGGUUAUAAAAUAACAGGGAUACCAGUCGUAGCAGCAAACUCUUGGAAAACUAGACUCUAUACAGAUGGAGCCGUGAGAUUAACAUUUGCAGGGAAUGGAUUGAGCGCCCUGCCUGGCAUAAUAUAAAUAAAAAUUAGAGGGCACCUCUCACGGGCCCCUCUUAGAAAUGCCAGAGGGUUAGGACAGAUGGGCAGGACUAGCAGGACACUUCAUCUCUAAUGCUGAGCCCCACAGAGCUGCAUGUUGAAGACUGUUCCCAACAGAUCAAAAGGUUUGGACAUCAAGCUUUCGAGAUCGCACUCUAGAGCACUGUUCUGCCUCUCUUCACUGAGUAAAUGUCUAGGAGAGGACACAGAUGGUUUCUCAUCCUGUAACUGCCUUUCAGAAACUUUGUAUUUAAACGAUUUAAAAGAUUUGUAUGUAUAAGAUAAUAAUAAACCAGCUUCUAUACUGGGUAAACUUCAAAUAACCUUCAUGUAGG